UAACGGUCAGGAUUCCACAUUGAGAACCCGGGAACGGGCUGCCCGAUUUUCUUACUGCAUGUGCACGCUUGUGUGAUUUUGUCGCUUAACCUCAAAACGACAUCAUACAAAAACCACUGACGAGAUCUCUCGUAAACCCCAGCAAGUGGCAGGAACAAUUAUACUCCGAAGGAACACUCACCGGUCACGAGGAUCGUCUUCGCUAUUGAAUAAAAAUGGCAGGAUCAGCUGCGGCCUCCACGGAAGGCAAUGGCGGGGAGGAGGUUUCGUUGAAGGAUAAGGGUAAUGAAUUCUUCAAAGCAGGAAACUAUCUUAAAGCUGCUGCUCUCUACACUCAGGCCAUCAAGCUCGACCCUUCAAAUCCCACUCUCUACAGCAACCGUGCUGCUGCAUUUCUGCAAUUGGUUAAGCUUAAUAAAGCACUUGCUGAUGCUGAGACAACAAUCACAUUGAACCCCCAAUGGGAAAAGGGUUAUUUCAGGAAAGGGUGUGUAUUAGAGGCCAUGGAACGGUAUGAGGAUGCCUUGGCUGCUUUCCAAACAUCUUUACAGUACAAUCCACUUAGCACUGAGGUAUCAAGAAAGAUUAAGAGGAUAUCCCAGUUGGCAAAAGAGAAAAAACGAGUUGAAGAAGUGGAGAGCAAAAGAUACAAUGUUGACAUGGCGAAGCACUUGGAUACAUUGAAAUCUGAAAUGUCUGAAAAGAUUGGAUCUGAAGAAUGUUGGAAAGAAAUGUUCUCUUUCCUUGUUGAGACAAUGGAGAAAGCUGUAAAAUCAUGGCAUGAAACUUCCAAAGUUGAUCCUAGGGUCUACUUUCUUCUCGAUAAGGAAAAGACAGAGACGGAUAAAUAUGCUCCAGUUGUCAAUAUUGAUAAGGCCUUUGAAUCGCCCCAUACACACAGCAGUUGUGUCACAUUUCUUAGACAGUAUGCUGAGGAGUCUUUCUCACAAGCAGCUUGCUUAGUUGUGCCUAAAAGUAUCAUAUCUUACCCACAGGUGUGGAAAGGUCAAGGAUCAAGGAAAUGGAAGCAUGGGCAACAUGAUGGUUUCUUUGUACAAUUGGAGUGCCCUUUCUUUCGAAAAUUAUGGUUUAUUCCUAGUACCAGUGAGAAGGGUCAAACACUAUGCAGGGAUCCAGAGCCUCUAGACAUUAGCGCACAUGAAGUGCUUCCACGCUUGUUCAAAGAGAAGCUGGCCAACUCUUAGUGAAUCCACACAUCUUUUAUAUGGUAUCUACCCGAGGAAAUAGAAUGUGCAUUUCGAUGGGAGGGUUGCAUACGAAGAAGACAAACCAGGCUUGUGUUGACUUGUCUAUGAUAUCAGAGCUCCUGGUUAGAUGUAAGCACUUUCAAGAAGGUGCUUUUUGUUAGCCAAAGUGUGCAUGUAUUCUUUUUCUUUUUCUUUUUAUUAUUAUUAUUAUUAUUAUUAUUAUUAUUAUUAUUAUUUUACAUCUAUUGGUAUUAUGCAGGUUGUUUAAGUUAUUGCAUUUUCUUUUUGUAUGAUUUGCUUUUCCUGUCUUGUAUUGGCUAGGAGGGCUUCGGUUUGGCCCCUAUGUUGAGUAGGUUAUUCCCCAUCCCAAUUAUAGAAUGCUAGCAUCUGUAUUUCUGAAGCAUACAGCAGCUUGAUGUACAACGCAACCAUUGGCUUGUGAUUUUUUGGAAUUGCAACAUACUUUUUGGAGGGUGCUGAAGAUAAUUCUGGGUCUAUUUUGCUUAAUAAUUGCUGAUAACAUUAGUACGAAAAAUGAUUCAGAAGUUAAAUUCUAAACAUGUCAUACAUUAAAUAUAGUCAAAUUGAAGAAGGUACCAUCAGAUUAGAAUCAAACAGAGACAAAUGCUCAUCAGGUAGGAGAUAAUUUUUAGAGUAGUGUCUAGGUCUUUUUGUGUUGUGAUUGAAUUUGGAAAUAAAUACGUAAGUUUCAUUAUUAAGAGGUUUUGACAGUUGCUUA
Messenger RNA from Hevea brasiliensis (rubber tree), 1947 nucleotides. RefSeq lists its product as uncharacterized. NCBI's taxonomy places the organism in Eukaryota, Viridiplantae, Streptophyta, Magnoliopsida, Malpighiales, Euphorbiaceae. The record is from RefSeq and is a predicted model, not a curated record. The transcript has 8 exons. Gene Ontology annotation, molecular function: Hsp90 protein binding. The coding region runs from base 216 to 1205 and encodes 329 amino acids.